Molecule: messenger RNA, 2163 nt
Organism: Naegleria lovaniensis
Lineage: Eukaryota; Heterolobosea; Eutetramitea; Acrasida; Naegleriidae
Exons: 1
Coding region: 1-2163 (720 amino acids)
Biological process (GO): regulation of cilium movement; axonemal dynein complex assembly; cilium-dependent cell motility
Cellular component (GO): axonemal dynein complex; axoneme
Source: RefSeq, a predicted model, not a curated record
AUGUCUGAACCGAUCAAUGGAGCUCGUUUAAAUCCUUCUUCAUCCUCUUCAAAUAUUGUGAUGGAGGAGGAGCAACAUGAAACAAACGGAGAAGAAGAAUCCACUAUGCCCGGGGCAGAUAGCAUUACUACUAAGGAACAAAAUGAAGAUGUCAUUGAUGGAGAAGAAAACAACAACAACGCAUCAUUGUUGAGUAAUGAAGAGGGAAAUGAGAGCCCAACAGUUGGUUCACCAAACAUAAAGGACGGUACAUCAAACGAAAAUAAUACCCAAGUUGCUCAUCAACUCGAAGUGCCCAUCGUAAUUCAAGAUUCAAGAACUCAGAUUGACGAAUCUGUCGGAGUUAUUAAAUCCAAAAUUCGAGAUGGCACAAAACUUGUCACCAAUGUAAAAGUAGAAAGUGAUAUGGAAGAAAAUAAGAGACGACUCAAAUAUGAUGUAAAGAAAGAGGAAAUACAACAAAAACUGAAAAGUGAGGCUAUUGUAAGCUCGAAAAAGAAUGCAGCCAUCCAAAUGAAAUGGCCUUCUUUAUACGAGAAGAAAACUCAUCAAGAAUUAAUGGACAAGCUGCUAGAGCAACAAGAGAUGUGUUUGAAAGUCAUAGAGAGUAAACAAGCUCUUAUUAAGGAGUUAGGGCAUGAACUCAAGCAACGAGACGAAGAAUAUGUAAAAGCCUUAAAAAAACAAACUAAAGAUUUAGAUACUCUGAUUGAGAGAAUGAACGCUCAGGUGAAAGAUCUCACCGACUUGUACACUUUAGAGCUGACAAGAAUAGAAACGUCUUUUGAAAAAGAGAGAAAAGAGUUGAUCAAACGAAAUUUAGAUGAGUUUCAAGCAAUAGCAGAGGAACGAAGUAAAAAAGAAGAGAACUAUGCGCUAGGUAGAAUUCAAAAGGUUGACGAAUACGAACAACAGCUCAAAAUACUGGCAGAUCAAGAAAUGGAAAAGUAUGCCAAGAAGAAGAAGGAACUCUUAGAUGAAAUUCAUGAAUAUGAGCAAGAAAUUGACUCUAUAAGAGGUGAAUACCAACUCAUGGCUCAAAAAUUAGAGUAUUAUUUUGAAGUCCUUGUGGACAGAGUGGAGGAUAACAAGACCGCAGUUCGAAACAAUAGAGCUCUCUUGGCCAAGUUACAGGACCAGCUGAGUGGUAUCAAAGCAAAGUACAUUCGUGACGACAACAAAUACAAGGCAGAAAACAAUGAGACGACAGAACAGUUUAAAAGGCUCAGCAUUCAAUAUAAGGAUCUACUACAAAAGUUUAAAUAUUUUGAAGAAGCUGACACCAAAAAAUAUAAGGAUAUUUGGAAAAUGAAUCAGGAAAUUGUGGAAGAUUUGGCAGAAAAAUUAAAAAAGGCUGAUGAAAUUAUAACCACUCAACAGCUUGGCCUCAAGUGGAUUCCUCCUGAGGAAGACAUCAAAAGCAUACCUGAAAAAACACAAGAAUAUACUACCACGAUUCAAGAAACGCCAGUCAACUUGGAAACCUCUUUUUCAGAAUCUGUGAGCGAGUCAUCCAAAGAUACGACUAAUAACACCAUGUCUCCAGCAGGAGAGACAGUUCGGUUAAUAUUUGAGACACUUUGCGACAGUGCAGGAUUUUUAGUGGAGGAAAAGGUUGAAAAAUUACUACUGAAAUUGCCACCAGAUGAGUCAAAAGUGUUGAAAGUGGAUAAUAUUUUGCGGGUUAUUGGUAUUGACACACCUGAAGAAACCACCAAGAUGAUUAACUUUUUUAGCCAAUGUAUAGAGGAAGAAAAAGGAAGUACAGAAGAGCUUCAUGACAUCUCUACAGAGUUGCUUAUUAAAAUACUGCGAAAAUUUGUGGAAGAGCAAAAUAAGAAGGCACUGAUGGAGCAAAAUGAAACUGGAAGAAAAAAGAAGGUGCUGAGCACUGUUGAAAAAGCAAAGGACAGAAAACGUAAAGAGGAACGCGAAUUUUGGAAAAGAAUGGCACAAAUUAUUCCAGAAUCGAGGUAUAACGUUUGGGGAGCUCUCGAGCGAGGUUUAGAAAAAUAUGGUGAAUUGCUCGCAAAACGAGAAAAGCUGAUCACAGAAACAGAAAUGAUUCGAAAACAGAAUAAUGAGCUGAGAGACCUUUUAAAUCAGUACAUGCAACAGAAAAUCAACGAGGAACUUUUGGUGCCAACUCAAAAGAUGCUGUAA